AUGGUGAACUUGGCUGGCAAAGGAACCAAGCUAGAGCUCGGUCUCCCUCCCCUGUCGGACACUCGGGAAAUCUUCGAGGAAAUCACUAAAAAGGGCCUUCAAAAGGGCCUGCAGAAUGCUUUGGACUCUCUACCUGGACCUCUGAGAGUCGCUACAAUGUGCUCAGGCACCGAAAGCCCAUUGUUGGCCCUCGAAUUGUUCCAGGAGUGCCUCGGAAGUUCUGCUUUUGAGCUUGACCAUCUCUUCUCUGCUGAGAUCGUUCCUUUCAAACAGGCUUACAUUGAACGGAAUUUUCGCCCGCCCAUCAUAUUCCGUGAUAUCUGUGAACUUACAAACGCUGUUCACGACGCGGAGCCCAAGGCCACGACCGCAUACGGCGGCAAAGUAGCUGUGCCGAGAGAUGUGGAUCUGCUUAUCGCUGGCACAAGCUGUGUCGAUUAUUCAAUGUUGAAUAAACACAAGAAGACUGUCGACGAUGGCGGAGAAUCUGGCGAUACCUACACUGCUGUGUUGGCAUACUGCAAGGCUUUCAGGCCCUCGAUUGUCCUACUAGAGAAUGUGCUCGGUGCGCCAUGGGACAGGAUGUUAUCGGACUACAAAAAGAUUGGGUAUGUUUCUACUGGAGCCUUCCUCGACACCAAGAGGUUUCAUAUUCCACAAACUCGGCAGCGUGGGUAUAUGGUUUGUUUUGAUCAGCGUGCUACCAGCGUCUCGCUCGAAGGAGCAGGCAAAAAAUGGACCGAGCUCAUGAGCUACUUCAAACGGCCGGCCAGUUCUCCGGUGUCGAGCUUCCUGCUACCCGGUGAUCAGAGGAGGACUCAGCAACAUAUCAAGGAUGACGCCCCUACCAGAGAAAUUGAUUGGACAAGGUGCGAACUCCGCCAUACGGACAUGCGCCAGGAUCUCAGGCUGGGUAAUGGGCGACCAGUUACUCAUUGGUCUGAGAAUGGGUCGGUCUUAGUUCCGGAGGGCGGCGAUCCCACAUGGUAUUAUCGGAUGCCUGAACGAAUCUGGGAUUUGCUAGAUAUCGCCGUCAUGCGCAAUGCUCUGCCAGACCACGGUUUCUACGAUCCUUGGUACAAGACGAAGAUCUGGAAUGUAUCACAAAACGUCGACCGCCAGAUUGACCAGGCUGCAUUCGGUAUCAUCGGAUGUAUCACUCCUACUAUGAUCCCUUUCUUGACCGAUUCUGGGCGAGCGCUCGUGCCCGAAGAGCUUCUGAAGCUGCAAGGGCUGCCACUAGACAAGAUCUCUUUCACUACGGAGCAACCGAGAGAGAUCCAAGACCUUGCUGGUAAUGCGAUGUCGACAACGGUUAUUGGCCCUGCCAUCUUGUCGGCAUUGAUCGCUGGACAUCGCGCCAUCAGCCGCUCACAAGCUGACGAUAGGCGAAGCGCGACACCGACCAAGUCCAGCCUCGGAUUUUUUACCGCACCGACGGAGCGAGUCGCCGCAGCAGCUCUACAGGACACAGUGGACCUGGCGCUGCUUCUGCGCCGAGCUGAACAGGCUGCACGACGUUGCGUUUGCGAGACGGCCGGAAAAAUAUCAUCGAGGCCCAUACAGAAAUGCACUGGUUGUGGUCACACUGCUUGUUAUGACUGUGCUGGAAACCCAACACACGUCUACAAACAUGAUCCUCAGCUAAGCCGUGAUAGAUCUACACCGAGCGACUUCGAGGACUUCCUGCGCUCUACGCUUCCUCUCGUGUUGAACUUCACAAGCUCCUCAUGGCAGGACCUUGCGUUGAGCAAGGAGCUUGAAGCCAUCGUAAAAGCCAUUGGUCCACAGUUCAGCCUGCAGUCCAUUCGCCGUACUCAUUGCUGGACCGUCACUUAUGCCGGGAGUGGCGCGCGUCUUGAGCUGAGUCUUGCGACAGAUCGAGCAAACUGGCGCCUCUUCGCUGAUAUACCAAAACACCUUCCAUCGAACAGUGCGCUACGUGCUCAGCUAGUACAGCCUAUCGCUGUCGGAACUGCGAGGAAUUCUCUCUUUCCCGAUCGGUGGCAGGCUCGUAAUCCCGAAAGUAUGCGGUAUCCCAUUCAAAUUCGAGAAUCUGGUGAUAGAGUAGCCUCUUGGUGGGCUCGGCUUGGUCUGCUCGACUACGCCUCGCACACCGUCCCAGCAUUCCUUGACAUCACAGUUGACACCCCGUUGGCUAUGCUCAGCGGUAGAUACGAGUAUCUCCCGCAUUGCGGCAAAGCUUCAGACAGUUUGUUCAAGCGGACAGAUCCUGCACAACCACCGAUGUUCCUGUUCUUGGAUCCCACAGGCACAGGGGAACCGGAGGCAGACUGCUUCGUAUUCUCUGACAAUAUUGAGCGUUUAGAGUAUGAUGAAGUGCGGAGUGUUUUCGCGAGCAUCGCUGCGCCGUGGCGUCCAUGGGCUCGCCCUGGAAAGCUGGCGACAAAGCCCCAGCUCGCCGUCAGCGGUACAUGGCAUGAGCACGCCUGCCAUCUAGCAGCAUCCGAGCCCUUGAUCGAGAUUGAUCGGCUGAAGGCUGUAGGGACUGUAGUCGGGGCAGCGGCUUGCACCCAGACUGUGCAACUGCUUAGCGCAUUUCUCAAGGGCAAAGAAAUUCAGAAAACCAACGCGCCUGUUCUUGUCGAUCACAAGUGGGCACUCGAGGCCAUGGGACGCGCAUUUCCGACCUCCGAGUGGCGUCCCCUGGCAGCACAGGCAGCAAGUCUCCGAUGCGAACGGUGUGCGCCAAGCCGUCCAGAACUGCGAUGGGCGCUCCAAGACAACAACGAGAUCAAGGCAUACGAAGAUAUGCCUAGUGCUGCUGCUUAUGAGCAGGCGAUCAAAGCUCGCCCACAAGCUGUUGUUCUUGUGGCGACGCAGGUAUCCGACGGCCUCAAGGUCGACCUAGGGGUCAAUAUCGCAACGCUUGCGCAUCGUGCGAGGGCUAGACUGCCAAGUGCUGCCAGCGAUGUGGAAUACGUUUGGCGUAUUCUGCACAAGACCGACAGGACCCCUUAUGUAUUCAAGAAGUUCAAACUUGUUUCCAAUGAAAAUGACGAUGCAGACCUCCACUCUACUGACACUGGGCUUUCGGUGGAAUUGUUUCACGCGCAAAGGCAGUCGUUAGCGUGGAUGAUUGAGCAAGAGAAAGGGGCUCGAUUCACUCUUGAAGAAUCAGAAGAAGAGACCGUUGCCGCUUCAGGGUGGAUGGCUUCGGGGUGGAUGGCAGAGGUGCGCGCUCGUGCUACAGUGAACGUUCGAGGCGGAAUCUGCGCUGAUCAUCCUGGAUUUGGCAAAACAAUUACGAGUCUGGCUCUUAUCGGUAGCGCACUGAAGUCCACGUCUGCUGGAGACGAGGACAUUAUAAGAGAUUUGCAAACACGGCAGCCAGCGGGUCUCAAAGCUACGACGGCGACACUUAUUGUGUGCCCGCCUUCACUCGUUCAGCAGUGGGUCGAUGAAAUUAAGAAUAAAAUGGGCCUCCAGAACGGCGUAUACCGCAUUGCUACCCCUAAGCAUUUGAGCAUGUACACCAUUGCGGACUUUGCGAAGGCGAAGAUUAUCGUCGUUAGUCGUACAGUAUUUGCAAGUCCGGAGUAUACUAAUCGAUUGGCAUCUUUUGCAGCAGUGCCAGGACCGGCAGCUUUAAAGGGACGCGCUUUUAUGCGGUGGAGAGAUUACGCAGUGCAGCAGAUCCCUGAACAUCUUGCUAUACUUGAGGGAGAGGGCAAAGGCAGCUUGAUCACGCACGUCAAAGCUACCUAUCGCGCGAACCUGAAGAACGAAGAGUUUAAAGCAAUGGUGCCAUCAAGACGCCAUCGUGGCCAGGGCUAUAUCGCAAACAAGAACAAGAACAAGAACCAGAAGCUGACGUCGGCUCAACAAACAAUGCAGGCAGCGCCUGAUACCCUCGACACCGCAACGAUCGACCAGCCACUGUUUGAAAUGUUCUACUUCAAUCGUCUUAUCGUAGAUGAGUUUCACGAUUAUGAUCCAACAGACUAUGCGGCAACAGUGGCUUUGACGGCAGACAAAAGAUGGGGACUCUCUGGUACGCCAGCAAUCGAAGAUUUCUUCCAGGUCGCUCAAAUGGCGAAACUUCUUGGUGUUACCUUACCGAUCGGUUCUAUGGACGCAGCAGUGAUCAAGGCCUCUAGCCGUAAAGCGUUGACGAAGGACUUGUCGCCAUUUGAGCUGUUCGAUACGAUGUCGCGUCACCUGCCUUCGCACGCGAAGUAUGCCAGUAUACAUGCGCUCCACCAGCGCUUUCUAGGAACCUUUGCGCGUCAAAACGUGGGUGACUUCAGCGAGAUGAAGUACGAGGACUAUCUCGUCCCCGUUCACUUGGACGUUGAGCACCGGCUGCUCUAUACUGAGUUAUCUCAACACCUCAAUACGACGCAAAUGCGAAUUAAGGCCACUGGAAAGUCCAAAACAACCGAUCGAAAUCGACGACUGAACGAAGCAGUAUCGAGCUCGUCUACAGCUGAAGAAGCGCUGUCUAAAGCAGCUGCAUUUGUGGAUCAGACCUCGCGCGGUGUCCUUCUGGAUGACUUGAUAGACUCCUGUAACAGCCAUAUCGCGAAUCUACGCGCCUCGCUUGCGGACAUGGCAUCGCACGUGACAGCCAAAGAAAAAGCAAGGUUCGACGAGUGGUCGGCAUGUAUGCUCAAUGAAGGUGUCGACGAGGUCGCCUCGAUCUUUGCAUCGGCUCGCAAGGCAUCGAAGACUACCAGAGGCGGGAGCAAAAACGACACGGGGAGUUCUGUGCACAAGCUGAACAGCUUGUGCAGCAGGCUGUUGAUGGAAAGGAGAUCUCUGCGCUACUUGACGACUGCCCGGCAGCUCCAGGACGAUUCACAGAACAAGAGAAAGGUCAACAGGUGCACCAACCCGGCGUGUGCGACUCCCGUCCCUACCAACUACGCGCUGUCGGCUGUUUGUGGCCAUCUGAUAUGCGAGACGUGCUAUCAGCACAACAAAAAGGCCGCAACCACUCUUUGCCCGGCUGCGGGUUGCUCGAGCGCUGUGCAAGCACAUCAUUUGUUAUGGACCACCAAAAUGGGAGACCUCAAUCGCAUCAAGCCGUCGCCGUACGGUGCGAAGCUCGAAAAGACGAUGCAGAUCCUGCAAAUGGUGCAGAGUAAGGGCGAGCAGGCCAUUCUGUUUGUACAAUUUGCCCAGCAACUUCAGCAGGCUGCCCUCGCAUUAAAGCACUAUCAAAUCUCAGGCAUCGUAGUAGAGAAUGCCGCGCAAGCUGGAAGUCAGUUGGAGGCCUUCCGAGCCUCUGCUGACACUGUGAUCGUGCUCAACGCCGCCGACGAGACAGCGGCAGGCUCUAACCUGCAGAACGCCAAUCAUGUCAUCUUCCUGAGCCCGCUGCUCCAGCAGACGCAAUACAAGUAUGACUCCACCAUGGCACAAGCGGUCGGUCGAGUACGUCGAUUUGGACAGUCGAGACCGAUUUAUGUGUACCGCAUCGUCGCUUUGGACACGAUUGACGUGGACGUCUUGGAGCAUCGCGAGCGGCGCUCAGAUGCGUUGGUGGAGCAGCACGCACCCAAAAUUUCGACAAAGCACGCAAAGGCCGGACCAGAGCGAACUCAGCUCGUUCGCGAAGACGGACAAUUUAGUCUACGGCCACAGAGCUGGCUCGUUGGGUGCGAUGCGGAUCUCGACGCAGAUGAAAUGGAGAAGGUGAAAGGGAAGGGCCGCGUGAUGGGCUGGGAGGACUUCAGCUCGCUGGUCAAGUUCUCUUCAAAGUACACGGAAAAUGACGACUGA
Sphaerulina musiva SO2202 is the source of this 5748-nucleotide messenger RNA. RefSeq lists its product as uncharacterized. The record is from RefSeq and is a predicted model, not a curated record. The transcript has a single exon. Gene Ontology annotation, molecular function: ATP binding; ATP-dependent chromatin remodeler activity; methyltransferase activity. Lineage: Eukaryota; Fungi; Ascomycota; Dothideomycetes; Mycosphaerellales; Mycosphaerellaceae. The coding region runs from base 1 to 5748 and encodes 1915 amino acids.